Molecule: messenger RNA, 1104 nt
Organism: Fonsecaea nubica
Lineage: Eukaryota; Fungi; Ascomycota; Eurotiomycetes; Chaetothyriales; Herpotrichiellaceae
Exons: 1
Coding region: 1-1104 (367 amino acids)
Source: RefSeq, a predicted model, not a curated record
AUGGGCCACAUUCUUUCGUGUUUCCUCGAUGCCAACCGCGGCGAUGGCGCCAAUACCAAAUUCUGCAGACGGCACUCGAUUUCCGACUCGGCUGCGUCUUUUGGGUGCCAGGACGGACCUAAACAGGUCGGCAAGGGUCAGUGCGGAACCGUCUGGGCUCUGAUGGAUCUCGUUCUCAAGGCAAGCAACGAGGUGAGGCGAGAUCAGCUCUGGAAGGACAGUUGUAGCCACAGGAGGGCAGAAGUUGCAGUUCAACAGGCGCCCUGGGAAUUCCGGCCAGAUAUCAACAUACCGCGUUGGAUUAGCUUGGUGCAACCCUCUGAUGGGACGUUCUGGAGCGAGUUCGGCGGAUGGUUUCCUCAAGACUUCCAGCCAACAUGUGGCGUGUUAUCGACAAGAGUACACGGACUACCCGCACACGUUCGAGAGGCCAUCGUUGACCUUUUCGCUCCUGAAUCCAUCAAAGCCAUCAAGACGGAUUUCCUGGCGAAGCCGGAGAACCAGGACUGCUUGGUCCGCCUGUACUUGGGUCGAAGGGCUGAGCGAUCAGCGUUUUCAGCCGCGUUUCGACUUCGCGACUUUGAGCUCACGGUCAAUGAAAUGGAGUUUCUGCAACUUGAUACAAGUACCUGGGCUAGAGCCAUGGCUCAAACGCUUGCAGUCCUGCAUUGGAGAGCGCAGAUUGAUGCCAAUGGCGUUGAGUUCGUUUUGGGAAAGACAGCACACGUCGAAGCUGAGCAGACAGCUAUGCGUUUGGAGAGCAGAAACUGCAACCUUGCCAACGUCUCCAACAUCAUCCGGUUCGAGUGUUAUCGACGAUCCAUAGGCAUCUGGCUGCUGGAUUUCAACCAGUGUCGCACAUUCUCAGAGUCCCCAGCGGGCGUGAGGCAGCUGCAAAGAGCCUUCUAUCUCAGCGAUCCAUAUUACCCUUCACCAGUUUCAACGCACCCCAGCGACAUGACCUUGUGGGAUACCUUCAAGGCUGCUUAUCUUGAAGCCAGCGCAUCCCUCACGGAAAGUGAAAUGCCGGAACUGUUUAUAGAGGCGGUUGAGGAAGAAGGCCAAAGACGUGGUGCUGAAGGAUCUCUCCAGCAGUCAUGGUGA